Messenger RNA from Oncorhynchus gorbuscha (pink salmon), 5699 nucleotides. RefSeq names its product muscleblind-like protein 2a. The record is from RefSeq and is a predicted model, not a curated record. Lineage: Eukaryota; Metazoa; Chordata; Actinopteri; Salmoniformes; Salmonidae. The transcript is spliced from 10 exons. Bases 959 to 2116 code for a protein of 385 amino acids. Gene Ontology annotation, molecular function: metal ion binding.
UGUCUGGGUUACCCCUUCUGGCUGUGACUGAACUGCAAAAUAGCUUGUUGCUUGUGCAACACGAUAGCCUUACUGUAAAGUAGUUAGUUGUGAGAAAAAGUAAUUUCUGCCAUACCGAUUUUCUAUUUUUAUUUUCCGACCAGAAUGUUUGCAACUCGAUAUUACCUUUCCUGAUAGUAGUUCCGCGUGGGCCGUUGGAAGUCUCUUGCCUGCGCGCGGUGACAAGUACAUCUGCAUGCGACAGAUCGUCGACAGAAAGUGCCUUGUCAGACAUCCCUACUUGAGCUGCCUGCCUGCACGUCACCUCCACCAAGCAUGCAACAUUCCCUCCCUCGCUGUGACAGAAGAUAGCUCAACCUCAGCCGCUGCCCUACAAACUCAUCUUUAUCUGGCUCCGUCGCUGCGCUGCCUCAGAAACCCAAGCAGAAAUAUUUAACUGCAGCGGUUGGGGGAACUGGCUGGACUCUCUGCCAAAACAGAGUGCUGACUGACCCAUUCGGAGAAGUUUAGUCAAUACCCAACCCACCAUCUGCACAAAUUUAUAUUCUCGCCCAAGCAGUGCCAUCACCCUCGAAAUAGCACCAGUUUCAAUUAUCUUCCCCACCCCUUCCCCCUUUCUUCCCACUACCACCACAUUCGGACGGUCCUUCAGUCCACCCUGCCUCUGAGCAUGCCCCCGUUGACCUGUCAGUGGCCUGCACCUGGGACUAACUGAUUGACGAGCGACGUCUCUUGAUUGACAGCUUCUCUGAUAGCCGCCAUCUCCCAAGCUGCGCCCACAUCCAGGUUGCAAGUCCACCAACUCUGCUGCUCUGAAGUCCGCAAGGGCAAACGACUUUCACUGACCCACACAGUUUUUUUGCUACACUUUUAGUAGUUUUUUUAGCACACUGAAGAGCCAUUAGAGUAUAGCGUCUCCUUAAACAAGUGGCUAGCUUUACCCCACCCCGGCAUUGCUAUGGCUUUAAAUAUUGCUUCGAUGCGAGACACAAAAUGGCUGACGCUGGAGGUGUGCCGACAGUUCCAGAGGGGGACAUGUUCGCGGAGUGACGAGGAAUGCAAAUUUGCGCACCCGCCCAAAAGCUGCCAGGUGGAGAACGGAAGGGUGAUUGCCUGCUUUGACUCGCUAAAGGGCCGAUGUACACGGGAGAACUGCAAAUACCUCCACCCCCCGGCCCACCUGAAGACCCAGCUGGAGAUCAACGGCCGCAACAACCUCAUACAACAGAAGACUGCAGCAGCCAUGUUGGCUCAACAGAUGCCUUUCAUGUUCCCUGGCACGACCAUGCAGCCUACCAUGCAGUCGUUUCCUAUUAGCCAGGGGCUGGGCUCCAGCCCGGGGCUGAGCUACGCUCCCUACCUGACCCACAUGACCCACAGCAUGGGCAUGAUGCCCACCGAGAUGCUCCAGCCCAGCACCCAGAGUAUCAUCGUCCCCGGCAGCCCUCCCUGCUCCAUGCAGAGCUCCUCCUCCAACCAGAAGCUUCUACGCACGGACAAGCUGGAGGUGUGCCGGGAGUUCCAGCGGGGCAACUGCGCCCGUGGCGAGACGGACUGCCGCUUCGCACACCCCAGUGACAGCCCUAUGAUUGACACUAGCGAUAACACGGUGACCGUGUGCAUGGACUACAUCAAGUCACGUUGCUCCCGGGAGAAGUGCAAGUACUUCCACCCGCCGGCCCACCUGCAGGCCAAGAUCAAGGCUGCGCAGCAUCAGGCCAACCAGACGGCCGUGGCCGCGCAAGCUGCUGCCAUGACUCAGUCGACUGCCAAAGCAAUGAAGCGACCCCUCGAGGCAACUGUAGAACUGGCGUUCCCCCACGGCUGCCUGCAGCCCCUACCAAAGAGACCAGCACUUGAGAAGAGCAACGGGGCCAGCUCGCUCUUUCACCCCAGUAUGUUGCACUACCAGCAGGCCUUGGCCAACGCACAGCUGCAGCAGCAGACAGCUUUCUGUGGCUUUCCCACUGGGUCAGUCUUGUGCAUGACUCCAGCUAGCAGCCUUGUACCCAUGAUGUACAGUGCUACGCCUGCUACUAUCUCUGCAACAACAACUCCUGUCACAAGUGUCCCCUACGCAGCAGCAGCGCCAGCCAAUCAGAUCAUCCUGAAGUAACUGUCAGGAAGGAAAUGGAGUGUCAAGAAGCUGCACUACAAAGCCCAAAACAGCCCUUUUUCUGUACAUACUACCUUCCCCUUCAACAACCUGCAUGCUAAGAGUGUAAUACUACCAAUUAACCAUAAGACUUGAGUGCUGGUGUAAGAUGAUACACACAACAAAAAUAUGUAAAUGUAUUGCUAGGAAACUAUUGCCAUGAAAAUUAUGACAAAAAAGAAUAUGUACUGAACUACAUACACUUAGUGGAGAGAUGGCGAAUAGUUCAUUUUAACGAUUGUUUUCUCUGUUAAAGUAAUAUGGGUCCUUUUUUAUAUUUUGUUUUCAAAACAGAACCUCGAUCUGCACAAAUGUUCACCCUUUGAAAACACCUUAUUUGCACUAUAAGAGAACUAGUGCUUAUUGUCAAAAGUGCUUCAUUGUUUUAAACAGGAGAGUCACAGAGAAGCCCCUGGUUGCAACUGGCGCUCCAGAUCAAGCUAGAAGGGAUCGUUUUACUUUUUGUUUGUUUUAAUUAUUUUUAAAAGACAAAUGUUAGGGAAGACGACAUGUUUACUCAAUGACUGUCCUCUUAAUGAUGGUUUGAACGCGUUCCCCCACCCCAUCACCACCACCCCUUUAAAAUGGUGUAUGCACUCCAUAUGAACCAUUUGCCAACAUUUAAUCUCUGGAAAACCAACGGCUUGCCAAACGAAAGUCAUCACGACUGACAGACUAACGGACAGAAGCGAUCGGAGUCGAUCUGCAAGGGAACAGACGUGGAACAGCUUCGUGGCCAAAACGUGCAGUCGGGCCUCGUUUUUGUGCACGUCUGGAAAAAAAGAACCUAGAAUUUCGAUUUCUUCUCCUUCGUUAAAUUUCAAUUUUACAUUUGGGUGUGUGUGUGUGUGUGUGUGUGUGUGUGUGUGUGUGUGUGUGUGUGUGUGUGUGUGUGUGUGUGUGUGUGUGUGUGUGUGUGUGUGUGUGUGUGUGUGUGUGUGUGUGUGUGUGUGUGUGUGGUUGGGUGGAAGCCUUAGAGGGGUCGGUGUUGGGGAGAGUUAUACUGGGCAUCAGGGAGUGCUACUAGCCUAUAUGGCCCCGGUUUGUGUGCCAAGGGCUUAACAAAAGCUUGCGGGUGGCCGAAAGCAUACGGCGGGAGAGAGCCUCAGCCUAAUGGGCCAAGCCAUGGAUUCUGCCAGCAGACUGGAACAGACCGACUCGACUAAGUCCACCAGAGGCCCUAAAGUCAAGACCACAGGGACGAGGCCUUUUGGGGAGUGGGGCUAGAAGGAGGGAUAAGGGUGAGAUCGGCGAGGGGUGAAACAAGUGCUACGACUCAAAAAGGUGCAUUCAAAGAUGCUAGUCAUCGUCGUGAGAUGACGUGAAGUUAUUGACUGGAGGGCUAUCUGUGACUCAGUCGUCACCCUGCUAUCACCGAGAAUCCUGUUUCUAUUUGAGAAAAACUGUAGAAGUGCCUAAAAAUCCUUUAACUUUAAAACAACAAGCAUCUGGAGAAACAUUGUCAAAGAAAAAAAUAAGAAUAUAUUAAAGGAUGGUUCAAGCAAAGUUCCCAAUAGUAUGUUGACCUAUUUAGAGAAAAGACUAUUCACUUUUCAUGCAGAUGCCAUGGUUAAAGCAGUACCCUAGUGUUAUUGUAAACAUAUAUUUAACACAACAAAAAAUAACUUUCUGAAUAGAAAAUAUAUAUAAACUAACCAAGAUAGCUUGGUAGAAUGUUUGUUAAACAUUUUCAUGAUGUAAUGUUUUGUUCUUACCAUAGGUUUUUAGUAGUGUACAUUGAAAAAAGUGAUUGAGAAUACAGGAAAUUGUGACUUGUGUAAUGUAUGUAAUGUGUUUCUUUGAGAGUUUAUAAUCAUGGUUGUAGCAGCAAUGUAUUCACAUUUAUUUCAAUUUGUUUUAUGAUGUUAAGCAUCAAAAUAAGUGUGUCACCAGAACAGUCUGUUAUUUUAUGCCAUGCUAUAGUUAAUUGUGUACUAGCAUUGUUUUAAACCAACCUCCACGUUAUUACCUAAUGGUUUAUGAGAUGUGUAUUUCGACUCUAAAUCACAUUUUUCGACACUACACAACCAAUUAUUUUCCUUGUGUUCAACAAAAAGGAUCAGAAUCAUGACAUAUUUUCAUGGCGCUUGAUCAACAGACAAUCCACAAUGAGACACCUUUGGUUCAAAAAUAAGGCACUGGUCUUAGUAUUUUGUUUUUUGUUUAUUUUUGUUCACUUUCACUGAGAUUUUCUUCUAAAAGGUUACAGUUUUAAUGUAAUUUUUGGUGGAAGGUGAACGAAGGUAUUUUUUGGUAACUUAUCGUAUUUUAAUGUUUUGUCAAAUGAGUCAGAAUGAUGUAACCUAUUCAAUUUUGAAAUGAAUGUAAUUUAUUGCGCUGUGCAUACCUACAAGGUCGUGUCUCUUUGGUCAGCCAAUGAGAUGCAGAUCAGAAGCAAGGGGGUGGAGUCUUAAAAAGCCACCAAUAGAAAGCUACUGGAUCUCCCUUGUCUUGUCAACACAGUUCAUCGCAUUACAGUAAUGAACAAGGCUUUAGAAUUGCUUAUUGUUCAACAAAAAAAAAGAAAAUAAGAAUGUUAAUUGUAUAGGUGAAAUUUUACCAAAAAAAUGAUUUAAAUAUGUACUUUUCACUCUAGUAUUUCAUAAUAUUAAGUUGUUGCUGUGGCAACAAAGUUGCAAUUACUAAAGUUCUGUAUUUUUGUAAACUAUGUAAUCAUUAAGUUGACUUUUUUUCUAGAACACUGCACACAUCACUAGAUUGUAAAGCAGAUUUCAACAUUUCUUAUUUGUCGUGAUUAUGACAAUUUUCCUUAGCAGCCUCUGUAAAGGUGUAACUUUAACACUUAAGAUGUAAUAGACAAAGUUACCAAUGUUAUUUAGGAUGAAAUUAUAACAAAUGAUCUAUUAAUUGAAUAGUUAAGAUGUACAACUUUUCCCCUGAGAAAGGACCACUGGUUUCAUGCACACCAAUGGAAAAAUAUUUAUGAAUGUAGUUUGUUAAAUUGUUUAUCAUCAGUUAAGGAUUGCACUUCCGGUAAAGUAAAACAUUUCAUUAUUACCGAUGCCAUACCUAAUGAAAUUUGCAAAGUUACUCUACACCAGUAAUUCUGUAUAAUAGUCACUACCUGUUUGUAUCAGAGAAAUAACCUUUGAGCAUCUUGCAUGGAAAAAAGUUUUUAUUAAUAAACAAUUUACUGAAUGUUUCUAGUUAUACCGAAAAACACAAAAGAUAGUCUGCACAUGAGACAAAAAUCCAAGUUGUUCUUGGAUUGAAAUUAAAUGUGUUGACAUUGACUGACGGUAAGAGAAAAAUAUACAAGCACUUGGGUCAGCUGAGCAGACAGCUUAUCCAAACACUUUGCCUUAUCGUUAGUCCAUCGUGCUUAAGGUUUUAUGUUCCAGAGCUGUUAAAAAUAAACUUUUAAAGGCUAUAAACUAGUCUCUACUGAAGACGUUUACGUUUUAUAUAUAAUAUAUAUAUAUAUAUACACACACACACACACUAAAAGUUUGCGGUAACUUAGAAAUGUCCUUGUUUUUCAAAGAAAAAAAAGCGGGAGGCCCCGGUGUACAACUAAGAAAGA